Betta splendens (Siamese fighting fish) is the source of this 2488-nucleotide messenger RNA. RefSeq lists its product as uncharacterized. NCBI's taxonomy places the organism in Eukaryota, Metazoa, Chordata, Actinopteri, Anabantiformes, Osphronemidae. The transcript has 17 exons. Gene Ontology annotation, biological process: cellular response to thyroid hormone stimulus; regulation of transcription by RNA polymerase II. Gene Ontology annotation, molecular function: transcription coregulator activity; nuclear vitamin D receptor binding; nuclear thyroid hormone receptor binding. The coding region runs from base 580 to 2424 and encodes 614 amino acids. The record is from RefSeq and is a predicted model, not a curated record. Gene Ontology annotation, cellular component: mediator complex.
GAGAGGGACUGUGAAAUUAAGAUGUAAGGAUCAGUCUUAGGAUCCAGCUGCGACAAAGCGUUGUAAAAUAACUCUUAAGAAGAAAGGGGGAAAAAAAAAAAAAGAGAGCAACAGAGAGCAAAUCCUAAGAUGAUUCAUCAUCACUUCAGGGGCUCUAGAUACAAAUUAAGCAGUUUGUACAGUCAUCAUUGUGCCUUGUAGCAAUAAAUAGUACAACAAAGGACAACAAAUUCUGACCAAGGAAAGUUGGAAACAAUUAUUCUCUCUAAACAAAUACAAGACUAAUGUAUUAAAAUCAGUGUAAUUCAUUAUGAAACCUCCGUGUAUCUCUCUCUCAUUCACACCUACCUACCUACCUUAUUACUGUACACCUGAUGAGGAAGGUUAAAAAAAUAAUCACAAGCUACAAAGUAGUUAUUCUGCAGGCAAACUUUACAAACUGUUGGAUGAUACAGAUGCUGUCAAACACAGCUACUUUACCUAACAAACAGUAGGCAAAUUUCACAAGCCCAGUACCAACCCUUAGUCGUUCCAGUGGAGAAACAGCUUGAAAUGUUUUCCAAAUUCUGACAGGGGAGGAUGAAACAUGACACACGCCAAAGCAGUUUAAUAAUCACCUUUUCGUACUGGACUUUCCAGGACGACUAUGGAAAUGCCCUGACGUACAGACGUGUGCUGGGUCGCCCCUCCCUGACAAAGCCGUCAGGAGUAAACACGGGACUGCAGCCAAUAGAGAUGAAGUCGACUGUUUCAGACCUGCACUUGAAGUUUGCAGAGAAGACCUGGAAUGAGACGUUUCAGCUUGUACGCAGAUGCAUGGAGAAACCCAGAGAUGAAUCCAAACCCUGUGAGCCACUGGUUAGAUCCCUGGAAAGACUCCAGGAAGCCUUUAAUGUGUCUUCUAUACACACCAUGAGAUCUCGUCUGGAAAUGAUAGCCAAACAUCAAAGGAUGGGCUUUCACAUUACUGAUGCCACAUGCUACCUGACGGCCGACCUGUUCUACUUGGAGGUGGUGUUGCUGCCAUGUGGAGGGGUGGAGGAAGUAAAGGUGGCUCCACACGGAGCACCUGCUGUUGCCAGUGAGCACCUUCUGCAGCUGCUGAGGUUAAACAAUUUUGAUGACUUUUCGAGGAAACUGGAAGGACUCUUCAACCAGUAUAACAUCCCUGGAGACAAUGAAGUGAAACUUAAACUGUUUACAUCUCUACAAUGUCUGGGGAAAGACUUGGAGCAAGUAUCACAUCUCACAAGGCUACCAGAGGACCGUGGCCUCCAAAUGGAUGUGAUUAACAACGGCCAGAUUGGGCGUCUAAUAGCUGGAAAAGAAGAUUAUCCUUUGAUCAUUCAGUUCUAUAUUGCCCCAAGCGAUUUAAAGACAACUUCAGAUUCAUCGCCAACAGAUGGGGACGCAGUCAUUCAGACGGCCCAGAUCACUGUAGGUGUCCAGAAUGAGACUCACAGGCUUCAGAUGGCUUCUGUGAUCCCACAGCCUCCACAGCUGGAUCCCCAGGGCGACCCUGUGCUGCUGAUGGUGAAUGAGGUGCAGAGUGAGGCCCUGCCUGCCUGCUUCCUGCUCCGACUGCAGCCGGCCGUGCCAGUGACGGGGCCUCUAAUGAAGAAGCUCAGCCAAGUUACAGAUGUGGUCAUACCAGAUGUUGACCUGCAGUGGGCGCCUUUGUCCAAACUGCUGAUGAGAGGUUCACUGGGUGCCAGCAGCGUCACGCAGACAUUAGAUGGACAGGAUGCUAUAUUUAAAGUGUGUCUUCCUGGUGUAACGCACAGUUACAUUUUUCCUGAAUCUGCCUGGGGAGCUCCUGGUCACAGAGGGACGGUGAUAGAGAGCGUUCCCUUCACCCACCCUGCUCAAGUACCGGCACUGCUGGAGCUGCUCCGCCAACAGUGUGCCCUCAACGCCCUGCUGAGCAGCUGUAUCACUUCUCAGCGUGUCAGUUCAGGAUCGGUCUGUGACCUGCACUGCGAAGUCCUUCCAUUCUCAGAAACCAGCUUCUCUGUGACCUUCCAGCAUCCUGACGCCGACGCUCUCAGUGUUUUGAUGGUGAACGUGCCGGACUCUCGCCAGAUUAAAUGCAGCCUGUUUGGAGCAGGAAAAACGUGUCCGUCUGUAGAUGAAUGCGCCACCACUGUAAUGAAGACGUGCAUGUCCAUUCCUGGGACCUUGAGGGCAUUAUGCAUUAAGCUGUCAGCUUCCCCACAUCUUGUCACCACAGACACCAAAAGUGACCACUCAUCUGUGACUGAGGAUCUUUUUGCAGUGUCUCCUUCAUCUUCUGUCGAGUCUGUCGUCAAACCUGAUUUUCCUGGACUAAAUACAAGUGGUGGUGUCAGCCGGAACUCAUUCAGUGCCGUUGAUCCACUUUCAGAGUGGACAGGCAGUGAUGACUCUCUGUCUGAUAUGAUUUAAAGUCCUAAAUAAUAGAUAAUGUUACUUUAAAAUAUAAAAUAAAGCAGCCAUGUCUACAUUUUCA